AAUUUUUAUGUCCAUCUUCCAGGUCGGUGUGGAAUCAAGAGCUGAACAUCCCUACUUUGUGAUGGGACACGGAUGGGCCUCCUGCAAUCCCGACCGUACCCAACAGUGUUAUGGUUUGAAAGUUCACCGGUUGCGAGUCGGGGACGUCUUGAUAUCGCUUACGCCAAGGGAAACGCCAACAACGUCUUGUCCCUCCACCAGGUCCGGGACCAGAGCAGGCACCACCAUCAUCACGACUGCCACAACCACCUCUAUGACAGCUAGACAGCAGUCAGUCAACAGUGUUGUUAAAACGCACCUCUCCGAACCAAAGGUUUGCAUAAAUCAAACACAACCAAUGAACCUCCAUCAACCGUCCUCACGCCCCCCUCAGUCGCUAUCGCCGGAAAGCUUGGCCGCAAGAAAGCGAAGGUGGUCCGCUCCAGAUCAGAUCUGCGAAGAGGAAGUGAUCAACAGGAAAAGGCAACGGGUCGAAUGAUAUUUGUUGUUUAGUGAACACAAAGUAAUCGUGAACAAUUAUGUGAGACUCAUUAACUAAUUGAAAAUUGAAUAUGUAGAUAUGUUGCUGUAAAAAGGUAUAGUUAUCUACCACUGUUGCUUUUUUAAAAUUGAUAUUAUCGCCUUGUUAUAAAGUAGCUAAGUUUUGGGACGAUUUUUCAAACUGAGAGGUGCAAAUUUUAUUGCUUCAAUAGUUGUAAUAUAACUAUUGAGUAGCAGUUCAUGUAGUACCUACUGUUAGGUACAUUUAUCGUCCCAGAAACUAACCAAAUUGUUACUAUGCUGUACUCGACGUUAGUGCAAUGAGAGAUGAUAGAUUAGGUUUAUUUUUCAUGACAAUACGACUUUAGGGCAAGAUGCAUUAGGAAGAUGCGUUUACUGUGCUUACUGUAAAAUUGAGAACAGGAGUAUUAUGAAGAGUGAUAUGUAAUUAUAUGAACAUGAACAAUAAAAUUAGUGAUGGUUUUGUUGAACAGUGUGUUUCAAAAUGAUGUGUAAUUCAUCAAAAAGCUUUGUAGAGGAAAGAGAGUAAUUGAUAGGUUAGAUUCACAAAACAAUCAUAUUUGUCUAUCUCUAGAGUAGGGAGGGUGAGUGUUGACCCACAGUACUUAGGCCACAUGUGACCCAUUCUACAUCCUCCCGAGGAGUUGU
Messenger RNA from Leptinotarsa decemlineata (Colorado potato beetle), 1149 nucleotides. It is a transcript of the gene Atx-1, whose product is annotated as Ataxin 1. Gene Ontology annotation, biological process: regulation of DNA-templated transcription. Gene Ontology annotation, molecular function: RNA binding; protein binding. Lineage: Eukaryota; Metazoa; Arthropoda; Insecta; Coleoptera; Chrysomelidae. The record is from RefSeq and is a predicted model, not a curated record.